CACAGCUAAACAGACGAGGAGCUUCAUAAGGCAGCGGGUGUCGGGGGUCUGUAGUUAAACUACGGACUCAAACGCGGGAAAAAUAUAGAGUUACUUAGACUGUCGGGAAACACUGUGGUUUUCUUUUUACAAGAACGAAGACCGAGAAGAAAUCAGCAUCUGGUGAGUAAAAGCUGAGCAAAAAGCUGACGUUAGCUGGUCAUCUUGCUAGCAUAGGGAAGCAGCCAGUUGUGAGAAUAAAUAAAUAGUCCAGAUUUCUUCAUGUUUGGUCUGGACAUUUAGGGAGUGGGAGACUGUGGGGUAUUGGUGUUUCUUUUGAGUAAGCAGAAAUCUGGGUUAUUGCUCACCUUGGGUAAAUUAAAAUAAAAACCUAGCAUUUGCACCUAAAGAACUUCAAAAAUGGAGUUUCCAGGUUUGGGUGACCACUGCUCUGAGAAGACCUGUACAUGUUUAGAUUUUCUUCCAAUGAGAUGUGAUGCCUGUCAGGAGAUUUUCUGCAAGGAUCACAUCACCUAUGCAAAUCACAAAUGCACAUCAUCCUACAAAAAGGAUGUCCAGGUUCCAGUUUGCCCGUUGUGUAAUACUCCUAUUCCCAUCAAAAGAGGAGAGAUGCCUGACAUUAAAGUCGGAGAACACAUCGAUCGGGACUGCAAAUCGGACCCUGCACAAAGAAAGAGAAAGAUAUUCACAAAUAAAUGUUCUAAAGGUGGCUGUAAACAAAAGGAAAUGAUACGAGUCACCUGCGACCAGUGUCAUUUAAAUUACUGUCUCAAACAUCGACACCCACUAGACCACGAUUGUAAUACUGAUGGGAAGCCUUUUUCCAAAUCUGGACAUGCUGCUGUAAUGAGGUCCCAAGUUGCUUCUUCCUCUUCUGCCUCUAGUUCUCGUUCAUCUGCUUCAGGAAACCCUAGACCUGUUUCUAAUGGUGUAACUGUCAACAACAGAGCUCACAGCUCAGGCUCUGCCCCGCGGAUUCCUACAUCCGUUUCAGCACAGAAUGUAAUACCCCCUUCAGCAUCAAUUCAGGCCGGCAUGACAGAGGAGCAGGCUUUACAAAGAGCACUGGAGAUGUCUUUGGCUGAUUCGAGGCCAACUGCCCAGCUGACCCUCAGCCCUCAGGAGCAGGAGGAUCUGGCUCUCGCUCAGGCUCUUGCUGCCAGCGAAGAAGAGUACAGACGCCAACAACAGAGACAACAGGGAAGAGAGACCAAACAGUCCACCUGCUGCCUUUCUUAGUCUUGGAGCUCCAUUUUUGCUCUAAGCAGUGCUAAUUCGUAGCUGGAAAAUGCACUACUUAGAUGUCCAUACCCGGAAUAAAUGAUUGUUCCAUGAAGAAUUACUCAUGAAAGUUGGUGCAAUAUUGCCGCCUUCCACAUAUAAGCACAUAUACUUUUCAGCAAGAUCUGUCAUUUUUAUGAAUUAGUUGUCCGUGUAAAUAUUUUAUAUGCUAAUCAUUAUGAAUCUAUUAUAUUGCCUCAUAUAGAUUUUGAAUAAAUUAAAGGUGCGCUUGAAUUUUAACAUAGACCCUUGAUUGUAAUGCACUUUAACUACAGUGCUGAGGGUUGUUAUUAAGGCAGAUCAGGAAGUCCAUCGGAGAAGUGAGGUGGAAUAAAUUUGCCCACGCGUUUAGUGGGAAAUGUCA
Molecule: messenger RNA, 1645 nt
Organism: Girardinichthys multiradiatus
Lineage: Eukaryota; Metazoa; Chordata; Actinopteri; Cyprinodontiformes; Goodeidae
Product: AN1-type zinc finger protein 2A-like
Exons: 10
Coding region: 400-1239 (279 amino acids)
Biological process (GO): proteasome-mediated ubiquitin-dependent protein catabolic process; protein targeting to ER
Cellular component (GO): cytoplasm; endoplasmic reticulum
Molecular function (GO): zinc ion binding
Source: RefSeq, a predicted model, not a curated record